UCUCUGCAGUGAGGCAUGAACUUCCACAGAGUCCUGGGCUAGUCCAUGGCCGGGAAGUGGGAGAAUUUAGUGUUUUAGAAUCUGAUAGGUCGAAGAAUGGAACAGAAGAUGCAGGGGACAUAGAUGAGUUUCAGAAUGAUCCUAAGUCUUCCCAGUACAGAAAACCUUUGCCUUUUCAUCAGUCAGCCUCAAGCCCAAAUGUAUCAAAAAAUGAAGCGCAUCAGCCAAUGACUUCAGGUUCUUUUCCAAUUAAUGGGCUCCAUUCUCAUUCAGAAGUUGCAACUGCAAGACCACAGUCCAUUGAGAAUUCACCCACCAUCAGUGCACACAAAGAUAAAUCAUCAGAAUUAACAAGGCUUGAAUCAGAAUUGCCCAAAAGUUCUGCUGGUGAACUGUCUCAUUGUGUUGAGCCUGAGCCAUCUCAGGUGCCAGGUCGCAGUUCUAGAGACCAUCAGCAAGGUAAGCCCCCUCCUCUCCUGGCUCUAAAAGCUAAGACAUUCUCACAAUCUGGUCCAUAUGCCACUGAGAUAAGGAAGACAACUGAUGAUUCCAUAUCUAAAGUCCUAGACUGGUUUAACCGAAGUUCUCAUUCAGAUGACAAUAAGACAUCCCUCCAACUUCCCCAAGGAAUAGAGCCCGAAGAAAAAAUAGACUCAAAAUCACAGGUUGCUAUUGCCUUGGUGACAGAUGACAACAGUUUAAAAGAAAAUGGCUCAAAGGCCCUAUCAUCCACCAAAGUUGAACUGGAGCCAGUGAGAUCUGACUCAACAUUUCAGGUAGAAGGAGAUAUGCUGCUUUCUGGAAAUGGCCAAGAUAAUGAUGUGGAUAUCAAAUCCAAAUCUAUGAACUUGUCCCAAAAAGGCACCCCAAAGGAAGGCCUUGGUAUACUGCAACCAUUCGAAAGCUGUGGUACCCCAAGUCAAAGGAGCGAAAAUAUGGACUAUAGCCAAGAUUCAAAUAGCUUAGGAAAUGGGGCACCUCCUCCAGCCAAUAACCAUUCCUUCAGUGUUCUCAAGGUAUCUGAAGCAGAAGACCAAGUUCCAUGCAACACUAAUAUUGGCAGCUUUGGUGAAGAAGAACCCAAGCUUCUUGUUCAUGAAAAAAAUAGAGGAGACUCAGAAGUGAAUUUUGACUCUUCAACAAUUUUCAAAGAACCAAAUUUGAAAGACAGCCUGAAAGCAGAGAGAAAGAGCAAAGGAGGAAAUACUCACAUCCUGAAAGCUUCCUUAGAGCCAGAGAAUAUUGAGUCACCACCUGGAGUUGCCAACAAUGGAUCUCCUUGGAAGAAGCCCGAGGUCCAACUGCAACAAGAAGCUGGUGAGGUUCCCAAGAACCAAGUGCAAAGAGAGAAAUACAAAAGAGUGAGUGAGAGAAUAUCCUUUUGGGAAGGAGAGAAAGCUGCCAAGGUAACUCAUAAAGAGCCCACAUCUUCAGACAACCUGGAACAACCUUCUGCUAAAGAAUGUCAGCCUGUGAAGUCACAGAGUAUGGCCAUAGACAGCUUAUCUACAGGACAGAGUGAAUAUAAUUGGGUCACUGCCAAACGAGUGGUCCUAGAUGAGGAUGGUCAAGCACCCCCACUCUCCAGUUUUUAUUCCUCAAAUAAACCUAAAGAGACCAGGCCCCAAAUAUCAGGUCCAUCCAAAAGCCCUCCUUCAGCUGACCAAUCAAGUAAAGUGUCUCUGUUUCAGAAUAAGACAAAUGAGCCUAUAAAAAGAAUGCCAGUGGCAGACAGUGUGAAUUCUAGAACAGACAUUAUUUUACCAGCAUUGCAACAUCCCUCAAAUGCCGGAAAUGAAAUACACGCUCCUUUGGAGAAAGACAGACCUUUAGCUGGUGAAUCAAAUACCAACUUUAAAGUUAUGUCCCUAAAAGAAAGAAUGGAUGGAUCCAAUGCAGAACAGGUCUAUAAUCACUCUCAGUUUGAGAAUUUGAGAAAGUUUUGGGACUUAGAAGCUAACCCAAACAGUAAGAAUAGUGGUGUGAAGAAUACUACCACAACAAGUCAAAAAAAUUCCGUGCCUUUUAACAGCCAGAAACACAAAGAAUUCAGUGACAUUAAAUUAUCAGGAAAAAAUACCCAUGAAGUGGAGGCGCUUAUAAGCCAACAAAAAGUUACAGCAAGAGAGGAAAUGGAGAAAUUAAACUCAAAGUGCAUGCUCCAGGUGCUACCAGAUGAAACCACAUUUCCAUUGAGACCACCCAAAGAGUCCACUCAUCAGUUGCCAGGCAAUGAGUCAUCAACGGAAAAUGUGGAAAAGAAUAUGGAAUGGCUUGUUACUCCAGUGUUUGAGGAAGAAAAGGGUUACUCAGACCCAGAGAUUCAAGAAUCCAUAGUGAAAAUGAACGUUUUGUCUAAAGACUACAAAGACACUUUUAAUGACAGCUUACAGAAGCUACUUUCAGAAGUUUCAUCACCAGUAAUUCAACCUUUUGGUGGAAAAGUUCAUGGAAAAUUCAUGCUCAAACCAAGUGUUUCUGAAAAUAGGACAUGGCCUCAAAAGACAGAUUUUGCUGAUACUGAGGAAGAAGCCAAAGGACCCAAGAAGGCCACCGAUGAACAUGUAGACAGAACAGUAGCUCCUCCAAAGGUCAAACAGAACACUCUGAGUGCUAACCUGAAGGAAGCAACUGGAACUUCACCCUCUCCCUUGCAAUCCAAGUUAGAACCCAUUACCACCAGAACCAACUCUAAGCCUGAGGAGGGUAGAUUUUUUGAAAAAGGGGUAGAACAGAGUCACAACACUUCAGCCUGUCAGAGAGAGAUUGUAGCUACUUCUCCAGAGGGAGAUACAACUUUGGGAAAUAUAGCUCUCCCUCAGAAAGCUGAAAGUGGUGAGUGCCAGCUAAACAAGGAGAACUUGCUUCAGGUGGCUGCAGAAGAUUCUCACCCAUUGGAUCAGCCUUCUCAUCUUUACAGAAAGGGUUCUUUUGGGGAUGUGGCCAACUCUCCCCAAGAUAUGUUUUUGUCCCAGGAUGCUCAUCUUGUUCCCCAGGAUAGGGUGCUGCCUUCUCAAAGGGAAAUUUCAGAGACUAUAGAGAAAAUUAUUCUUCCACCCAAACCUGCAUUGAAUGAUAUAAAUGCUGCAUUACAGAAGCUGCAUAGAGAAGCAUGGUUGAGUUACCCAGCUGGGAGGGAAGUCGGUCCUGGAGAAGUGAAACCAGAAUUUCCUGAAGAAGUACAGGCAGCAGGUAGCCCCAAAAAUCCUCUGGGAGUGAUCCCACCAUGGGUUACAAUGGACGCCAUAGUUCCAGACAGGAAGGAUUUUUAUUCCUUCAAUGUAGUUCCAGAUAAAACUCAUGAAGUUGGAUCUUAUUUAGCUGCCCAGAUGUCUCCAUCAGAACAGACCCUUAGCUCAUCUGGUUUCACUGUUGUGCAGUAUGGCAAAGAGCUACCUCAGGAAGUGGCAGAAAUUGUGAGGGCAACAGUUACUCAACCCAAAUCGGAGUUCCUCGAAUUCAGUGCUGGCUUAGAAAAACUGUGGAAGGAAACAAUUGAAACCUCCCCCUCAAAAUAUGAAAGCGAUACAGGGACUCUUUUCCUAUCAAAGUUAAUAGGUAGUACAGAGGAGCCCAGGAAAGCUGCUUAUGAAUUCCAUCCUGAGGAAAUAAAAGAAACAGUAGAAAAGGCUGAGGCUCCAUCAAUAACUGAGAGUGCUUUUGAUAUUGGUUUUGAGAAACUUCUUAAAGAAAUAUCUGAAGCUCCUCCUUAUCAGUUCCAGGUGUCAGUGAAGGAAGAAACUCCCGAGAAGGAGCCCUCACAGUCAGAGCAGGCCAGGUUCUUGGGGGCAGUGCCCCAUUUUUACUGGGCAGCCUCAGCAGCUUCUGAAAUGAAAGUUAAAAGUAAUGGUUUGGAAUCUCAAGUCAACCAAUGUAAUAAAGUAUUGAGAGAAGAUGAAGCUGUGACUGAUUUAUUAGUAGAUCUUUGUGAUUCUGAAAGUAGGGUUGAGAUCUCUGGAACCCCACAACUUUGUGUGGAUCAUGACAUAGAGACCAUCAAAACUGUAAAACCCCCAGAGGACAGGGACAGGAAAAGUGAGGUUGCAGGGAGACAAGGGGCUUUGCAGGAACCUGGCUUCGAAGAGGCUCCUGUAGCAAUUGGUUUGUCUAGGAAUAGGCAACCCAUUCCUCUCCUGACGAACAAAGAAAAUCCUACAAAAACCAGUAAAAUUGAAUUGAUUCUGGCGUCACCAUAUAAGAGACAAGUGAAAGAGGAAGAAAAACCUUUCUCUAACUCUGAUUUUUCAGAUGGAAACAUUGGUUCUAACGUGGAAAGCUGGAGAAAUACCUCCAGUUCAGAAGAAGAACCCAGUGCUGUUUUGAAAACUUUGGAAAGGAGUGCUGCUAGGAAAAUGCCUUCCAAAAGUCUAGAAGACAUUUCAUCAGAUUCAUCAAAUCAAGCAAAAGUAGAUAAUCUGCCAGAAGAAUUAGUACGUAGUGCUGAAGAUGUUUCCACAGUGCCUACACAACCUGAUAAUCAGUUUUCCCACCCCGACAAACUCAAAAGGAUGAGCAAGUCUGUUCCAGCAUUUCUCCAAGAUGAGAGUGAUGACAAAGAAACAGAUACAGCAUCAGAAAGCAGUUACCAGCUCAGCAGACACAAGAAGAGCCCAAGCUCUUUAACCAAUCUUAGCAGUUCCUCUGGCAUGACGUCCUUGUCUUCUGUGAGUGGCAGUGUGAUGAGUGUUUAUAGUGGAGACUUUGGCAAUCUGGAAGUUAAAGGAAAUAUUCAGUUUGCAAUUGAAUACGUGGAGUCACUGAAGGAGUUGCAUGUUUUUGUGGCCCAGUGUAAGGACUUAGCAGCAGCAGAUGUUAAAAAACAACGUUCAGACCCAUAUGUGAAGACCUAUUUGUUAUCAGAUAAAGGCAAAAUGGGCAAGAAGAAAACACUUAUAGUGAAGAAAACCUUGAAUCCUGUGUAUAACGAGAUACUGCGGUAUAAAAUCGAAAAGCAAAUCUUAAAGACACAGAAGCUGAACCUGUCUGUUUGGCAUCGGGAUACAUUUAAACGCAAUAGUUUCCUAGGGGAAGUAGAACUUGAUUUGGAAACAUGGGACUGGGACAACAAACAGAAUAAACAAUUGAAGUGGUACCCUUUGAAGCAGAAGACAGCACCAGUUGCCCUUGAAGCAGAAAACAGAGGCGAAAUGAAGCUAGCUCUCCAGUAUGUCCCAGAGCCAAUCCCUGGUAAGAAACUUCCUACAACUGGAGAAGUGCACAUCUGGGUGAAGGAAUGCCUUGAUCUACCACUACUAAGGGGAAGCCAUCUAAAUUCUUUUGUUAAAUGUACUAUCCUUCCAGAUACAAGUAGGAAAAGUCGCCAGAAGACGAGAGCUGUAGGGAAAACUACUAACCCUAUCUUCAACCACACCAUGGUAUACGAUGGUUUCAGGCCUGAAGAUCUGAUGGAAGCCUGUGUAGAGCUUACUGUCUGGGACCAUUACAAAUUAAGCAACCAGUUUUUGGGAGGUCUUCGGAUUGGCUUUGGAACAGGUAAAAGCUAUGGGACUGAAGUGGAUUGGAUGGACUCUACAUCAGAGGAAGUUGCUCUCUGGGAGAAGAUGGUAAAUUCUCCCAACACUUGGAUUGAAGCGACACUGCCUCUCAGAAUGCUUUUGAUUGCCAAGAUUUCCAAAUGAGCCCACAGUCCACUGGCUCCUCCACUGAAAAAUACUAAACAAGUAGAAUCCGAUCUUGAAAAUCUGACUACAUGGACAAAGAUCCUCACUUUAUCUAUUGCCACUAAGGAAUACUACACAGCAUGUAAAAGUCAAUCUGCAUGUGCUUUUUUGAAUACAAGACCCAAAGGAUUUAAAUAAAGACAAAAUAUAUACCUUACUUGUGACUCCAACAUUAAAGAAGAUAUUUGAGCAAGCUAGGAAAAUUGUACUGCUGCUGCUGCUUCAAAGAAAAAGCUGCCAAAAAUUAUUAAAUGUGGGAUAUUGGUAACAAACAGAAUGUUCUAGUUUGCUACCCUGUGUUUCACACCACAAUCUUGUGUGACAAUUAAGAGGGUCCGCCGCUUGACCACUGAAAAUCCUUGCAGGACUUGUAAAUAUGCAGGUUGCAGAAAAAAGUAACAAGUGAGGAAAAGCAGAAUAUCAGUGAUAAAGAAUUGGACGAUAAGAAAACUAUUUACUCUUUAAUGUCUAAUAAAAUAUGGAAUUCCAUGUUAGGGAAAUGAGACUGAAUUUACUACAUAAAUUUCUGCCUUGAGAAGCUCCUUUUUCCCAAAUGUUAAAACAGAAGUUUCAAAUGCACUUUGGUGCCACCCACUGGCCAUAGGUGGUAUUCGGUUCUUGGCUUAUUUUGUCUUAAUUCUAUUUUAAAAUAGGUCUGUCUCAAGCCUUUGUUUUAUAAGAAUUAUGUUUUUUAAAAAAACCCUGCAUAUAUGAUUGUUUUUCUUAUAAAUUUACUAUAUGAAAGCAGCAUAAGAGUAGUUACAGACAAGUUUUGUGACAAAGUUUUAAUUAGAAUGUGAGUUCUAUUAUGCUGUACUUCACAUGUAUGUAAAAUUUUCAUACAGUAUUUUGUAAAAACCCUUAGAAUAAAUUAUCAUAUGAUUUAAAUU
Propithecus coquereli (Coquerel's sifaka) is the source of this 6571-nucleotide messenger RNA. It is a transcript of the gene SYTL2, whose product is annotated as synaptotagmin-like 2. Gene Ontology annotation, molecular function: neurexin family protein binding; small GTPase binding. The coding region runs from base 228 to 5639 and encodes 1803 amino acids. Lineage: Eukaryota; Metazoa; Chordata; Mammalia; Primates; Indriidae. Gene Ontology annotation, cellular component: plasma membrane; exocytic vesicle. Gene Ontology annotation, biological process: intracellular protein transport; exocytosis. The record is from RefSeq and is a predicted model, not a curated record. The transcript has 13 exons.